AUGGCCACACACGAGGCUCACCACAACGCCGUCCCUCCACAGGACGUGGAGAAGGAUGUGCAUACCUCUGGUGCCGACCACUACAAUGGUGCCAAUGGUGCUCAAGUAGGCCAAAACACAUACUCACGACAAGCCGGGCCUUUCUCCCGCGUUGCCGACUACCGGAACAUGACUGAAGGAGAAGCGCAGGCAUUCGGUGGUUCGCUCCAACCCGGUGUAUGGAAGCCGUACGAACACAGAAAGUUCGCAAACCCAGCACCACUCGGUCUCUCAGCCUUCGCCCUCACGACGUUCGUCCUUUCUUGCGUCAACCUCCACGCUCGCGGCGUGACUGCGCCCAACAUUGCCGUCCCCCUCGCCUUUGGAUACGGAGGUCUGGUCCAGCUCCUCGCUGGCAUGUGGGUCCUCAAAACUUCCCCAACAUCUCAUCUCAACCGUCUCCACGAUGUCUCCCGCAAGCGGAAGCUCCGGGAGAUGGCCGUCGGCAACACCUUUGGUGCCACUGCUCUCUCAUCGUACGGCGGCUUCUGGAUCGCAUACGGCAUCCUCUUGACCCCCAACUGGGGCAUCAUCGCCGCGGACGGCCCCUAUGCCGCGAACUACUCUGAUCACUACUCAGCUGUCGGUUUCUUCCUGACGGGCUGGUUCAUCUUCACGACGCUGCUGCUCCUCUGCACCCUGCGCUCGACCGUGGUCUUCUUCUCCCUCUUCUUCACCCUCGAUUUAGCCUUCCUCUUCCUCGCCUGCGAGAACUACGCCGCCAACAACGGUGCGUUGACCGCGUCGCGCAACCUGCAGAUUUGCGGUGGUACUUUUGGUAUGCUUGCCGCGUUUUUGGCGUGGUAUUGCGCUCUGGCAGGUCUUCAGGACGAUAGCAACUCCUUCUUCCAGGUUCCUGUCUUCCACCUCCCGUGGUCCGACAAGGGCAAGGAGAUUCGCCGGGCCAAGAGCAACGUCGCCUAA
Messenger RNA from Colletotrichum lupini, 963 nucleotides. RefSeq names its product GPR1/FUN34/yaaH family protein. Gene Ontology annotation, molecular function: acetate transmembrane transporter activity. Gene Ontology annotation, cellular component: plasma membrane. The transcript is spliced from 4 exons. The record is from RefSeq and is a predicted model, not a curated record. NCBI's taxonomy places the organism in Eukaryota, Fungi, Ascomycota, Sordariomycetes, Glomerellales, Glomerellaceae. The coding region runs from base 1 to 963 and encodes 320 amino acids.